This is a messenger RNA of Erpetoichthys calabaricus (reedfish), 1702 nucleotides long. It is a transcript of the gene shha, whose product is annotated as sonic hedgehog signaling molecule a. The record is from RefSeq and is a predicted model, not a curated record. Gene Ontology annotation, molecular function: calcium ion binding; patched binding. The transcript has 3 exons. Gene Ontology annotation, biological process: smoothened signaling pathway; regulation of gene expression; cell fate specification. The coding region runs from base 393 to 1655 and encodes 420 amino acids. NCBI's taxonomy places the organism in Eukaryota, Metazoa, Chordata, Cladistia, Polypteriformes, Polypteridae.
UCAGAAGGGUUUGUUGUCUGGCAGAGCCAAUCAGCUUCCUUCCCUGCCGUAGAUCACAGCUAUAAUACAUAGCACUAAAGGCAGACUCUCUUCACAAGCGUCUGCAGCCUGGCUACCAUUAAAUUCCGCCUUUUUUAUUUUUCCGCUUAAAAGACCCAACUCUGAUGUGUUCCGUUAUCAGCAACCUGAAGCCUGUCAUUUCUGCACCUGCCUCUAUAGGUAUCGGUGGAUAGUAACAGAAGGAGACGAGACAAGGACACUGCAAAGCGAGCGAGAGAAGAGCAGCGAGAGUGAGUGAGUGAGUGAGAGAGAGAGAGAGAGAGAGAGAGAGAGAGAGAGAGAGAGAGAGAGAGAGAGAUAGACACAGAAGAGGCUUCAAGUAAUUAGAUUCAAUGGACGGAAUGUUGCUUCUGACGAGAAUCGUGUUAGCCGGCUUCAUAUGUGCUUCCUUGGUCUCCUUCGGGAUGGCUUGUGGACCAGGAAGGGGCUACGGGAGAAGAAGACAUCCGAAAAAGCUGACUCCUUUAGCUUACAAGCAGUUCAUUCCCAAUGUGGCAGAGAAGACCCUAGGGGCCAGUGGCAGAUAUGAAGGGAAGACUACUAGGAAUUCAGAGAGAUUUAAGGAACUGACUCCCAAUUACAAUCCCGACAUUAUUUUUAAGGAUGAAGAAAACACAGCUGCUGACAGACUAAUGACACAGAGAUGUAAGGACAAAUUGAACUCUUUGGCAAUCUCAGUAAUGAAUCAGUGGCCUGGCGUGAAGCUGAGAGUAACUGAAGGCUGGGAUGAAGAUGGUCACCACUCUGAAGAAUCUCUGCAUUAUGAAGGGAGAGCCGUUGAUAUCACUACCUCAGACAGAGACCGCAGCAAAUAUGGCAUGCUUGCCAGGCUGGCAGUGGAGGCUGGCUUUGACUGGGUUUAUUAUGAGUCAAAAGCCCACAUACAUUGUUCAGUAAAAGCAGAAAACUCUGUGGCUGCUAAAUCAGGUGGUUGCUUUCCUGGUUCAUCUUCUGUGAUACUGAGUAAUGGAGAACCAAAAUUAGUGAAAAACCUGAUCCCUGGAGACAAACUAUUGGCAGUGAAUGACCAAGGAGACCUCGUUUUUACAGAUUUCAUUAUGUUUGCAGACAAAGACAGCCAUGCCAGGAGAAUUUAUUAUGUCAUUGAAACAGAGGAGAUUGGCAAAAAGAUCACUCUCACAGCUGCCCAUCUUCUGUUUGUGUCUGAUAACACUACUGGCGGCUCAUUAAUGAAGGCAACAUUUGCAAGUAAAGUAAAACCUGGGCAACAGGUCUAUGUAGCUGAAGGUGCAAAUGAUCCACUCCGACUGGUUACAGUUAAAAGGAUUUACUUGGAAGAGCAUAAAGAUGCCUUUGCACCAAUCACUACCCAUGGUACCAUCAUAGUUGAUCAUAUACUAGCAUCCUGCUAUGCUGUGAUAGAAGAACACAGACUGGCACAUUGGGCAUUUGGACCUGUCCGAUUUGUAUAUGGACUAACAUCUUUAUUGUUCCCAAAAGACAAUUCAAUAACCAACAGUACUGGCCAAGAAGAUGGCAUUCAUUGGUAUUCCAAUGCUCUGUAUCACAUAGGAACAUGGCUCUUGGUCAAUGACUCCAUUCAUCCACUUGGAAUGGCAAUGAACUCUAGUUGAAGGUGUUAACAAAUUUAAAGAAUAUUAAAAGACUUUGUUCUUUUUUA